CGAGACUAGACCUUUAAAUACAACCUUUGGAUACGAUCACGUGGUACGGUAGCUCCACGACAACCUGCCUUCUCUUUGCUACCGCGUCUGGUUUUGCGAUUAAAAAGGAUGGCAGAACAUGAGCCACCCCUCUCGUGUGACUGCUUUGUGUCCUUGCCCCCCGGCUCGCAAGAUGAUCACGUGAUUUUUGGGAAGAACUCAGACCGUCCUAGAGAUGAAGUCCAGGAGGUUCUUUACUACCCGGCAACCAGUCACCCAUCUGGGACCAUGCUGGAGUGCACGUACAUUCAGAUCCCCCAAGCAGAAUACACCCAUGCUGUGGUCCUCAGCCGGCCUUCCUGGCUGUGGGGGGCCGAGAUGGGGGCCAACGACAAGGGGGUCUGCAUCGGGAACGAGGCUGUGUGGACCCGCGAAGCUAUCGAUCCAGGGGAAGCCCUGCUAGGAAUGGACCUGGUCCGCUUGGGGCUUGAGCGUGCGGACAGUGCCUGGGGGGCGGUGAGUGUGAUCACUGGUCUGCUGGAGCAGCACGGCCAGGGGGGGCCAUGCAGGGAGGACCCGGCGCCCUUCAGCUACCACAACUCCUUCCUCCUGGUGGACCGCAAUGAGGCCUGGGUCCUGGAGACUGCCGGCAAGCUCUGGGUGGCACAGAAAGUCACCGAGGGGGUGAAGAACAUCUCCAAUGCGCUGACCAUCGGGACGGAUAUCUCGGCUGAGCACCCAGAGCUGCGGAGUGUGGCCCAGGCCCAGGGUUGGUGGAGCGGCGAGGGAGAGUUCUGCUUCAACGAGGUGUUCAAGUCUGAAAACCCCCCCGCCAGGAUGGAACUGGCCAAGAAGCGCUACAGUGGGGGCACACAGCUCCUUCAACAGCAUGAUGGUUCUGUGACGGCCGAGGUGAUGAUGUCCAUCCUGAGGGACAAGCCUAGUGGGAUCUGCAUGGACUCUGGGGGGUUCCGCACCACUGGCAGCAUGGUGUCCAUCCUGCCCCGCGAUCCCAGCCUGCCGUGCAUCCACUUCCUCACUGCCACCCCCGACCCCUCCAGGUCUGUUUUCAAGCCUUUUAUCUUCUCUGAGUCUGUGACCCCAGUGUCGAGGGUGAUCUCCCCACAGUACGGCCCAGACGACCCGGUCAGGAAGCAGCCACGCUUCCAGAGCCAAGUGGACCGCAGGCACGACCUGUACAAGGCCCAUGAGGGGGCCCUGCAGACUAUGGAGACCAACCCGGAUGCAGGGAAUGCUCUGACGGAGACAUUGAGGAUGUUGGAGGGCCAGUGUCUGACGGACAUAUCAGCCCUGCUCAGUGGAGAAAUACCAGCAGAUGAGGAACUGGGGGACCUGUUCUUUGACUGUGUGGACACGGAGCUGAAGUUCUACCAGUGAGGAGCGCCCUCAUGUGGAGAAUGCUAGUGCUUGCAGAUCGGCAGGAGAUGGCCCUGGGACUGUUACAUCCUGUGCUCCUGUUAGAUUGGCUCCCUCCCAUCUCACGCAUACAAACCCCCUGAUGCCAUUCCAUCCAUCAUUAACACAGAAUAUAAAUGUCUUAACGUUCCAUGGGAUUGGAGCAUCAUUAUCAUUUGUAUCACUUUAGGGAGCAAUGCUCGCCCCACAUUAGUGAGUAUGUGAUAGACCACUACAGGAGUGUACAUUACCAGUUAAAAGUUUGGACACACCUACUCAUUCAAAGGUUUUUCCUAUUUGACUAUUUUCUACAUUGUAGAAUAAUAGUGAAGAUGUCAAAACUAUG
Messenger RNA from Oncorhynchus kisutch (coho salmon), 1741 nucleotides. RefSeq names its product secernin 2 (gene scrn2). The record is from RefSeq and is a predicted model, not a curated record. Bases 109 to 1377 code for a protein of 422 amino acids. Gene Ontology annotation, biological process: proteolysis. Gene Ontology annotation, molecular function: dipeptidase activity; cysteine-type exopeptidase activity. The transcript is spliced from 9 exons. Lineage: Eukaryota; Metazoa; Chordata; Actinopteri; Salmoniformes; Salmonidae.